Messenger RNA from Drosophila takahashii, 427 nucleotides. RefSeq lists its product as uncharacterized. NCBI's taxonomy places the organism in Eukaryota, Metazoa, Arthropoda, Insecta, Diptera, Drosophilidae. The record is from RefSeq and is a predicted model, not a curated record.
UUCCGAUUGGGCCCUGACUUAGUGAUAAAAAUUCAAAAAAAUAUCCUUAAUAAUAAUAAUGGAUGUGAAGCAACAGAUGCAGGAUGUGAAUCAGGAUCGCGGCAAGGUGGCCACGGUCAGCAAGGACCUCGAGCUGGAGCUGGAGCACGCCGAGGACCUGAGUCGGAACUCCAGUCUGACCACUGUGUGCAGCACCUUUCCGUUGACCUCGCGAAUCGACAGCUAUCACCGCUGGCACUCGGAGAUCGGGGUAAAUGAGGGUGAGGAGGCGGAGGAUAUCAUGAAUCGCCAACUGGAAGUGGAGGGUGAGCGAAAGGUCCAGCUGGCCAUCGCCAUGCCGCUCGCCAUUGAAGCCAUACAUCCUUGAUGCCAAAAUGAAUAAAUUCUAGUUUUAUUACUUGAUUAUUGGUACUCUUAUUUCAAAAAA